AGCGCGUCCAUCUGCUGUGGACUGGGCAUCAGGCCUUCUGCUUGCUCUGCAAAGGCCGCCUCUGGGCGAGCCCGGGACCCGCUCCCUCGCUGCUGUCGCUGUUGUUCUGGACCCCGGCCCCGGCCCGGGCCCCGGCGUUUGCAGAACGGCUGCCCGUCCCGGCUUUCUAGGCCUGUUUCCGGGGUGUAAACAGCUGGUGCCUGCCCGUGAAGCCAGCCUCCCGUCACAGCUGCCAGAAGCCCCAGCCUCGGCCACACAGGGACACCAGCUCGACCAGCCCACCUUCUCAGGGCCCCCAAGUCUCCCCGGGCUCCUAGCCGCUGCUGUCAGCAUGGCCCAGGCGUCUGCAGACAUCGAUGAGACAGACCUUGAGCAGAGGAUCCUGCAGGUGUUGAAGGGCGCUGGCACCCCUGUGAAGGCUGCCCAGCUGGCAAAGGAAUGCCAAGUGCCCAGGAAGGACAUCAACCGUGUUCUCUACCGGAUGAAAGAUAAGUUGCAAGUGGAUUGCGAUGACUCUGCGAAAUGGCGCUUGAGAGAGGGUGGGCCUGGAGAAAUGGUUCCCGCAGAGCCGGCCCAGCCCAGCCAUGAGCUGCAGGGACAGAUCUUAAGGUUGCUGGAAGCCAGCGGGCCCCAGAGGGCCUUGAGCAUCGCCCGGUCCCUGGGGAUGAAGACGUCAAAGGAUGUCAACCGAUACCUGUAUGCCAUGCAGGAAAAGCACCUUCUGGACUUCGAUAAGAAUUCAAAAACAUGGACAAUUUAUCAACCAGGGACUCCCAGGGCCCCCCGCAUCAUUUACCAGCAAAGCCCUGUCAUGAUCUGUCAGAACGGACCCCACAGCCACAUCUCCAUCCAGAACUCCGAAGCCGUCCAGAUUGGACACGGGAACACCAUCGUGAAACUAACGGCCCCUGCGGAGAGCGGCUCCACGGCUCCCUGCUACCUCCUUCCACCACCAGCAGCGGGUCCCUUGGGUCAGGAUCCCCCGGCUGGAUCCUGGGGGCCACAGGACAUCCGCAUAGACAGUUCUGUGCUCAAAUCCGUGCAGCUGGGACAAGGCAACAAGAUGAACGUGCACAGCACCCCGGCCACGGGCCCUGGCCACAGCCCCCCAGUCUCUGCCGCCACUACUGGCCCAGAAGAAAUCCGAAUGCCCGCACCAGGACCUCACCCCGAGGGGGAGGGGGACGCGGCCCAGAGAGUCCCCAUCAAGCCCUGCUUCUUGGAGGAGGACGCCAUCGGCAACAGCAACAGCCUGAGUGUCUGCCGAGCAGGGGCAGGGGCAGGGCCAGAGGCCAGCCACGGGGACCCAGGGGAGCCGGCCGAGGACGCGGCGCCCGGGUCCAGAGCUGCGGAGCCCAGAGGCAAGUUCCCAGAUGGCGCUGGUCGUGCUGACCCCGACAUGUCCACGUUCACCUCCCACCUGGAAGCCAUGACUCUUCAAGACCGGGAUUCAGAGGCCCCAGAGGACAGCCCCUGAGUGGACUGGCCCCAGCACAGGGUCCGGGGGGAGGUGGGGUUCCGAACCAAGAGCCGAAGGUGGACAAGGCCGGGAGGGAGCCAGCGGCGCCACGACCCCCGCACUGUACAGCUGUGUCCCAUAAACGUCACUGCUGACCUUCUAGCCUCCUGCCCGUGGCCAGCAUGAGUGAGCACGGGGGCUGGGUCAAGGCUGGGUCUGCAGUGCGACCCCCAGGACCCUCGGGUGCAGAGAGCAGUGGGCUGAUGGGAGGGGUGCUCCGGCAGCCGCAGGGCCCAGGCCGCACUCCCCGCAUCCUGCUGGACCACUUCGCAUCGGGUCCCACUCUCUCCUCACUAAGUCCUGACCUUCUGGGGGCGGGGGGGGGGGGGGGGAGGAAACGAGCGGACCACGUGCGCCUGGGACUUGGGCGGGACACCGCGUUCUGAGCGAACCCAGCCACCUGCACACAGAUUCCAGGCAGACGGGCAGGUCCUGGGUUCGCUAGGGCCGGGGCCUUUCCCACGGGCUGGUGUUGCCCGGCCUUCCGGGGACAAAGUUAUCUUGGCCAGCAUGGUGGCCUGGGCCCCAAAUCACUCUCGCGCUAGCUAUCCGGUUUGCGAACCUGCCGCCGGGUCCAGGGGAGGACAUGGGCUUCGGCUCACUGCUCCUGGCUCUGGCUGCCCUCCGUGGUGAGCGGCACACCCACAGCUUGCUGCCACGUCGGCCCGAGGUCUGUGGUUAACCAGGUCCUUGUCAGCACGAUCAGAAAGCAUCUCAGAGCCCAGCCCCGGCCCCCACACCAGAGCUGCUCCGGCGAGACUUCUCUCCGUGUAAUUAAUUUGUCAUAAACAUGCUGACAAAGCGUGCGGCAGUUAAUGGGGACUGGAGGUGAAGGGCAGCUCUGGUCUCGUCGGGAAGAAAAUUAGCUAGCUACUGUCAGCAGCGGAGAGCGGCUAAGCCUGUCCAUCCCCCACCCGCUGCCCCUGGCUCGCCCACCCUCCCUCACCCUUCAGGUGCACAGAACUUGCAGCCUCCGAAGUUGGACAGUGGGGGGGGGGGAAGGGGGGGCGCGGGUUACCCCAUGAGUUAGAAGUGCUUUUCCAAAAGCACCACGGCCUGUUCCCAAAGGCAAUUCUAUUUUCUCACCCCAGCUUCCCUCCUCAUCGCAGGUGGGCCCAGGAGGGCUUAGGCCAGAAAUAGAGUCUGGGCGGUGAUUCAAGAGCAUCUGGGCUGCAAGCGACAGAAACUUAGCUCGCCUGGGCUUUUAAAAGGGAGCCUGGCCCUGGCCGGGUUGGCUCAGUGGAUGGAGUGUCCGCCUGCAGACUGAAGGGUCCCAGGUUCAAUUCCAGUCAAGAGCACAUGCCUGGAUUGUGGGCUCGAUCCCAGUAGGGGGUGUGAAGGAGGCAGCCAAUCAAUGAUUCUCUCUUGUCAUUGAUGUUUCUAUCUCUCUCUCUCUCUC
Molecule: messenger RNA, 2918 nt
Organism: Myotis daubentonii (Daubenton's bat)
Lineage: Eukaryota; Metazoa; Chordata; Mammalia; Chiroptera; Vespertilionidae
Gene: ZBP1
Product: Z-DNA binding protein 1
Biological process (GO): positive regulation of type I interferon-mediated signaling pathway
Cellular component (GO): nucleus
Molecular function (GO): RNA binding; DNA binding; double-stranded RNA adenosine deaminase activity
Source: RefSeq, a predicted model, not a curated record